Colossoma macropomum (tambaqui) is the source of this 2041-nucleotide messenger RNA. It is a transcript of the gene gsdmeb, whose product is annotated as gasdermin Eb. Gene Ontology annotation, biological process: programmed cell death. NCBI's taxonomy places the organism in Eukaryota, Metazoa, Chordata, Actinopteri, Characiformes, Serrasalmidae. Bases 321 to 1772 code for a protein of 483 amino acids. The transcript is spliced from 10 exons. The record is from RefSeq and is a predicted model, not a curated record. Gene Ontology annotation, cellular component: cytoplasm.
UACAACGUGGACAGGCGGGCAGUCGGGUUUCUGCUGCAGAUGGUCCCUGCUGAGAUACUGGGGGCUGGUGACACGCUAACACCAGCCCAGUGAUAUAGGGGUUGGAUCUGCCCGCUGCUGGAGGUGUGGUCUGCAGGGUCUCCCCCGAGAGAGAGAGAGAGAGAGAAAAAUAAGAGCGGUAAAGGAGCGAGUGAAGAGUCGGAGGGCGAGCAGGGCGGACAGACGGGGACCCGGGCUCAGUUUAAUCUGACCUUUGAAACAGACAAAGAGACGGUCCUAUAUUUUGGUUGCACCUACAAUCAGCGUUCUACAUAAGGAAGAUGUUUGCCAAAGCGACCAGUAAAUUUGUGUCUGAGAUCGACCCCGAUGGCUGUCUGAUCCCUGUGUCCCGCCCAAAUGAGUUGGACAACCUCACUCUCCUGUCUUUGGUCAUCAAGCACAAGAGAUUCUGGUUCUGGCAGCGACCCAAGUACCUACCAACAGAUUUCACCCUCAAUGAUCUUCUGCUUGGAGAAAAGAACAUAGAUCCAGAUAUUAUCGAGACUGAUUUUCUAAAAUAUAACAGCACAUUAGAAAAUACCACCACUGGAGGCGCUGAAGCAGGCUUCGGUUCGAGUAGCAUAAACAUGGCAGGAAAGGGUUCAUCCAAACUAGCCUCCUCGUUUGGGAACCUCAAGAAGCAGGAAGUGGACGUGCGAAAACUGCUAGAUGAAUCUAAAGACAGAGUUCUGGACAUGCAGCACUCUCUGGUCCAACAGACACGUGAGAAGCGACGGGAGGUGUUCGCGCUGGUGAAGGAGCGCAUCGUGACCACGCAGGCCUGCAGCAUUACUGAAGAGGUGCAGGAGGGGGGCAGCUGCGGAGCCUUUCUGGGGCUCCCUUUACCCAAGAAGAUUCAGGUGUCAGUGAAGAAUGGCAGCCACCAGUCUGACAGUAAUGUUUUAGUAGAAAUCCCUGCCAAGGCGGCCCUCGCUUUUUGUGUGAUUGAGCUCAACGUGAAGUCCACAGGUCAUUUUGAGCUGUGCCUGCUGCCAGAUACAUAUGGAGGCUUUGAGGUUGACGGGUCAGAGAAGAAGUGUGAGAACAAGGUCUAUGCAACACCACCUGAACCACCAAACAAGCAGCUACAGAGAGAUUUGGAUAAACUGCAGUCCCAGUUUACCUUACUGUCAGGGCUUCCUGCCAGCAUGCGCUCCAGCCUUUUCCAGCAGCUAACUCUCCUCCUGGAGGACAAAACAGCCAUCAGUGCACUGGACCUUGCAUUAGAGGACUUGUGUAGUGGUAAGGACCCUGACCUCAGCACCCUGGACAAAGCUCCCUCUCUGAAGGCAGCAGUACAGACCACGAUAGAGCUGCUCCAAGGCAGUAAAGGUGCAGAUCAUGCCCCCCUGAAAAGCACCUCGUCUGAAGAACAGCUCGAGCCCACUGCCCUCACUGCCACCCACGUCAUCACCAGUGCCUUAGAGGAGAUGACUGAUUCCACUCUAUCAGCGCUCAAGUCCUGCUCCUCGUCCUCCUCCUUACAGGCACUGCACUCCCUGGUGCAGAAUGUAGUAGAAAACAAGAAGUGUUCCCUAAAGGACAGCAGCCUGGCAGUGUUAGCUGAAGAGAAUACAUACAGCAAAUUUGAAGAGCUCUUUGGCUCCUCCAACAUCACACUGUGUAAAGAGGAAGACACGAUCUGCGCAAAGAUCAGCAGCCAUCAGGGACACAAUAGUCUUAUCCUGUGCAUUGCUAUAUGUGGUCUGGCCUCUUUAGUGACCCCCGUCUGAUCGGGUGACUGUUCAGGACAGACUGACAUUGGAAAAUGCACAUCACACGACCAACAAGAAAUCCUUGUAAAUGUGAAUGUUUUAAAAUAGACCCAUCAGCUCACCUUUCCCCCCAAAAAAUAGGCUAAACAAGUCAUUUCACAAGAAUCGAUCAAAUGUACAGAAAAACAGCCAAUAGCUGUGAAAUCCAGCUUCUAAUUUGUAAUCUGAAUGUUUUGUAAUGGAAUUUAUACACUGAAUUUUAUACUGUAAGAAACUUUUACUAGUUA